Messenger RNA from Liolophura sinensis, 8078 nucleotides. RefSeq names its product N-acetylgalactosaminyltransferase 7-like. NCBI's taxonomy places the organism in Eukaryota, Metazoa, Mollusca, Polyplacophora, Chitonida, Chitonidae. The transcript is spliced from 13 exons. The coding region runs from base 189 to 2033 and encodes 614 amino acids. Gene Ontology annotation, cellular component: Golgi apparatus. Gene Ontology annotation, biological process: protein O-linked glycosylation. The record is from RefSeq and is a predicted model, not a curated record. Gene Ontology annotation, molecular function: polypeptide N-acetylgalactosaminyltransferase activity.
GGAACCACUGUGGACACGGCGACAGCGUUAGAGCUUGUUUCUUCAUGAAAGAAAAAAUAGUGAGCCUGUACCCGCAGCCAUACUCGGUGAGAGUUGUACAAACUCUGAUGCCUGUUGAAAAUUUUCUCCGUUUUCAGGUGACCACUGUAUGAGUACAGUACUCACUGGCUGCCUUACAAACACCCACAAUGAGGCUUCGUAAGGGGUUGAUCCUCAAGGUUGGUGUUGUGGCGGUGUUUCUUAUAUUCGUCAUACCAUACCUGAUUAGUUUGUUUGGUAGUCCAGAAGACCAACCAAAAUCUCGGCGUAAAAGGAUCAACUUUCAGAAUGAAGGCAAUGUGCUGAGGUUUGACUCUCAUGGAGCCGAGAAUGUGAUGCAUCAGCCACUUCAUGCACCAUUUGCUGAUGACAACCAGCCUGUGGGAUUUGGAGAGAAAGUCUAUGGACCACAAACAGUCUUCAAAACUGGUGUCCUGGGAAAGUAUGAACUACGCGAAGUGAAGAAAGGCAGUGGACCAGGUGAAAAUGGUGAACCAGUUUACACAACGAUGGAGGAGAAAGCAGCAGCUGAUAAGUCCAUCCGAGACUAUGGCUUUAACAUGGUGGCCAGUGAUAAGGUGUCCUUGGACCGUGUGGUUCCUGAUACACGAAUGGAAGAGUGUAAAUACUGGCACUACCCAGAGAAACUUCCGAAGGCGAGUGUAAUCCUUGUGUUUCACAAUGAAGGCUGGUCUACCUUAAUCCGCACAGUUCACAGCGUUAUUAACAUGUCACCUCCAGAGCUUUUACAUGAAAUAGUCAUGGUGGAUGAUUACAGUGAUAAAGAGCACUUAAAACUCAAACUGAAAAAUUAUUUAAAAAGAUUCAAAGGGAAAGUGAAACUUUUCCGCAAUGAGAAACGCGAGGGUUUGAUUAGAACAAGAACUCUUGGAGCUCAAUAUUCUACAGGGGAAGUAAUCAUCUUCCUUGAUGCCCACUGUGAGUGCAAUUACAACUGGUUACCUCCCUUGUUGGCAAGAAUUGCCUAUGACAGGACAAUUAUGGCUGUUCCUAUUGUGGAAGGUAUCCACUGGGAUAACUUCCGCUACGCGCCUGUCUACACCACAGACCAUCACCGGGGCAUCUUUGAGUGGGGAUUCCUGUACAAGGAGUCCAGAGUGCCAUCACAAGAGCUACAGAAGAGAGGACACCACAGUGCUCCAUACUGGUCGCCCACCCAUGCUGGAGGCCUGUUUGCCAUGGACAGGAAGUAUUUCUUUCAGCUAGGUGGUUAUGACCCAGGUUUACAGAUCUGGGGAGGAGAAAACUUUGAACUCUCUUUUAAGAUUUGGCAGUGUGGCGGAAGUAUAGAAUGGGUACCAUGUUCCAGGGUAGGACAUGUCUACAGAAAUCACAUGCCUUACGGGUUUGGCAAUAUUAAUUCAAAAGUACCAGUGGUUUUAUUGAAUUAUUUGCGAGUCGUUGAAGUAUGGCUGGAUGAUGAGUUCAAAGAGUACUACUACAGAAGGGAGCCAACGAUACGAGGCUACCCACCAGGCAACAUCACUGCUCAGCUCAAGUUCAAGAAAGACCACAAGUGUCACAGCUUUAAGUGGUUUAUGGACAACAUAGCGUAUGAGGUGUAUGACAGGUUCCCACCACCACCAGCCAAUCUGGCCUGGGGAGAGAUCAAGCUGAAGGGUGGCAGCAAAUGUUGGGACACUCUGGGUCAAGGUGUUGGGGGAGGUUCUAUAGGUACAAGCGUGUGUCAUCAUUAUGGUGGUAACCAGCUGUUCCGUCUCAAUGUGAAGGGUCAGUUUGCUGUGGGGGAAAGGUGUUUACUGCAGCGGGGUGGAGACACCAUCUCUGUACAUGUCUGUGAUGCGGAGCCCACAGGACCAUGGGAUUUCAACAAGAAAACUGGGCAAAUCCAAGAGACAAAACUCAACAGGUGUGCUGAAGUGGAUGACACGAACCAUUUGCGUUUAAAGAUCUGCAACGAGGAUGAGCCUAACCAGCAGUGGGAGAUAAACCCCAUUGUACCAUGGCGGUAGCCCAAACAUUCAAGGAAUAGUUUUUUGUUUUUUUCCAAAUGAGUGCUGGACAUUACAUCAGGAAUUCAUUUCAGUAGUGUGAAGAAGACAACUGAAUCUAAUUAUUCCUAGUGUACAUUAGUUGACUGAUUAUACAGCAAGUUUAAAUGAUGUUUACCAAAAUUGUCAACAUCUGAUAAUAUUAAAGAGGCUGCAGUGUCUUGAUUCUAAAUUUCAGUGUGAAUACUAUUGUCACUGUAGUGGCAGUUUAAAGGGAUUUCACACAACUCUUAACACAUACUUACAAUAGGGGAGAUUUGAGAUCAGACUCUUUUGCUGCCAAAGGGCUUGUCAAAAAUGUUAUGCAACUUUUUUUGACCUUAAGUUAGUGAUCACCUGACUUGGCAUGUUCCAGAGGCAGAAAUGACAUUCUUCAGUAAGUUAUGAAGUUCACAAAGACUCAGCACCUCAGUUUUCUCCAACAUUCUUUUAACCAAGCAACUCUGUGAAACUUUAUUUAGACUCCCAUGUUAUUGUACAUGCAAUUUAAUAUAGUAGCCUAACAUUUCUGACUGAUCACAUGUUACUAUAGAUUUUUUUUUUUUUGGGGAUAAAAGCAUUAGGGUGCAAGAGAACUUUGUUAGCUACCUACCUAGCUGUGGUAAGGGGAAAAAGCCAACAUUAAUAAAUUACACUAUGAAAAGUGUGACAAAUUGUACUGGCCAUUUGUGUUACUGUGAUCCCUGUGAGAAUGGCAUGUUUUAUCACACAUGUAACUGCUGACAGAACUGUCUUGUAAACUUCUGUUGCGGUGAAUUUCUGGCUAUGUGAUGUGACGACCUGAGAUCAGGUGAAAGUUGAUGGCAAAAUGCUGACUUCAAAGUCUUGUGCCAAUGUGUGAUAAAUGUAUAUAGGUAAAUUUUAGAUUUAUGCUAACCUAAUAAAUGAAAUCUUGCUUGUUUUUCUUACAUUAUGCAAAACUAGAUUACUGUUUCAUUGCCCAUACCCAUGUCUUUUGCUAGUAUAUAUUUUAGGGUUAUUUUUUUUAGAUUUGUGUUAAAAAGAUGUACAUUUUACAUUUUCUUGAGGCUGAAAUAUUUGAUGUGCUGCAGUGGUUUUAAAGUAAAGUAUGCAAGUCACUCCGAGAAAAGAGUCAUAAUCCUGAUGAUGGCCAAGUGAAGGAUGAAAUAUCAAUGUUUGCCAGCGAUGCCUUUUACAUCCUUUCUCAGAGUAACUUGGGGAUCUAAUGGAAUGUAGUGGUUUAUGUGUGCCAGUUUUAUGCAAGUUCUGUAGUUUAUUGGGAAUUUAGUUAUGCUGGCACAAAUGUUGCGGACGCUGAACAUGAAGUGACAGUAUUCUUGUUUGAUACUAUAUAUAUGUCAAAGAUGUUUCUUUACUGCUGGUAUGAAAUAUGUGUAGAAGCUGAAUUUCAACUUCAAGUAAAGCUUUCAAUGUAACCAUAAACAAAACAAAACUAAACUUAAAACUGUGAAUAAUUUUAAUAUAUUUCAGUUUAAACAAACAUAAGUGUAAAGAGAAGUCUCAGAAGGGACUGUGUAUUCACAUAUUUUUUCAUGUCUUAUGUCCGUCAGAUUUGUUAAAAUUUUCAUCUCACUUCAGUGUAAGUUAUUAAAUACCAAGAUUUCACCAGGAGCUGAUAUUCAAAUGACAACAUUUGAAAUAUGAUUUAACUUGCAUCUAUUUUGUGAAUGAAUUAAUAUAAAUCCAGAUCGAUGUGAAAUUCCAGACCAAAGCAUUCAAAUACUUCUAACAUUUUUUUUGAUUGUGUAACUUGUGCAUGUUGAUUACAUGCAUCAUUACUGCAGCCGGCCAUCAUUUAAUGUUUGUUAUUAUUCACGGGAGAGGUUUUAAUGUACAGUUAUAUAUGUAUAUCAUCAUUAUGGAAGCACUUGUUAAGGUUCAGCUCUCUGUCUUAAAAACUGAUUUCAUCGCUCUCAUCACCUUGGCUUAAAUGAUAACGACUAUAGUACACAGUUCAUUUAACUUGCCAUGGUGGUGGUUGAAUUGGUCAUGAAGAUGAAGUCACUUUUUUGUAACAGUUCACUGAACAUUUCACUUCAAUAUGUUACUGGUAGAUUGGUGUAGCUCCAAUAUUUGUUCGAGAUAAUUCCAUUUUAUUUAGCAUGGUUCAGGUAUGCAUCUUUAUCUAGUCAAUAUUGUAGCAAAGGAUAAUCCCAAUCCGUCAACAAGUAUAUAUGGGAUGGACUUGUCCUAAAAGUAUAUAUGGGUGUUUAUGAAGUAAGAAAUCUGGUAGGAAUUGAAAGUCUUUAAUGUCUCUAUUUUCAUUGAAUUUUCAACUUUUAGUAUUUAAAUCCCAAUUCGUGCUUUCUUGUAUAAGGGUUGUGCUUGGAUUGAACUUGUUGUAAAUACACUGCACAUCAAAGUGAUGAUGGCAUGUGUCUCUUGCUCACUGAAUACACUGAAAAAUUAUUAUAUUUCCUGUAUACUUGUAUUUGUAACUGUACCAAAGGUUGAAUUUCAUCACUAAAAUCUCAUAGGUAUAAUAUGCUUUUAUAGGAAUAAUCUUUUUACUAAUUACAUUAAAAUAUGUACAAAUACCCUAAAUGGCCUCAAAUUUGCCAACAUUUUUAAUAAAUGUCACAAAAAAUUAUUUUUGGUGCUGAAACUUACAAUUUUCCAGUAGAAUAUUAUCCCAUGUUCCAAGCAAACCUCAAAACACCUUUCUAAAAUCAAUCGAACUCUCAGAAUCGGGGGAAAAUGAGCAACUUAGUCAUGGACGAAAUUUAUGGUCAUUUAGGGUAAUACUUUUUAUGAAGAUUGUGAGAAAAUGAGAUGAAAUCAAUUUUCUCCAUAUUCCUACACACACUGGUCAACUAUACACUAACAUGUCAUGUAACAGUGAAGGACUUCUGUUGCAAUUUUGCAGGCUUGCAUAGCAAACAAGGUUUGUCCUUAAAACAAACUUUCCUGAAUGUGGUCGUUAAACAUUAAUGGAAUAAAAUGAAACUGUCCACGAUCGUAUAAGUGAAAAUUUCUUAUGUGUGAUGUUGAAGAUUAAUCUGUCCAUUAAUCAUUCAGUACUUAAGCUGGGUGCUAAUCCUUUGUCACUUGAAGUUGUACGUAGAUAGCCAGUUUUCCCUAAACUGUUGUGGUUUAAGUUCAAACAGCAUCAAAUAGAACUUCUGUGUGGUCAAUGGAAAGAGUGUUAGGCCUUAUUCUAACAACUAUUUACAAUCCUUCAACGACUUUUUGAGGAAUGGCUGACAAAUUUCAGAACUCAUUCAGUCCAGCUAGUGUGUGAAUAUUCCAUAUGUUAUUUGCCCCUGAAGGUUGUAUGUAUGUAUGUAUAUACAUUACAGCCGGAUCUUAACCAUCAAUCCUAUGCCCAUUGUGACCAGAGGAUACGCUGACGAUGCACCGUCAUAAUCGUACCGUGACACCAUUGAACCCUCGGCCGACCGUCAGCAGACCGUCGGCCAAUGCUCAUUAAAUGUUUUAAUGCUAAAUGCGGACCGAUUUCCUGUGAACCAUCAUGUCUAUUAUGAACACCUUGAUGGUUUGGAGCAUAUGUACUUGCUCACAAAUUUCUCCGAAAAUUUGAGUUUUAUUAGCUAACUGUUUGGGACCUUAACUGUUUUGGUCUGCCACCCAUACACAAGGUUCACUUCAUUAUAGGGGAUUCAAGUUUAUAACAGGCCCCUCAGGUAUACCAUAUUUUGUUUUAUUAUAAAUUACUUUACUAAUUAUUAAAUAACCAGCCCUCUUAGAGGCAUUUAUGGCAGAGUUAUGUGACGACAAAUAUAUGUAUAUGCAACACAUUGCUUUCUCUAAAGUCCAGCCAGGUUCAGUGUAUAGUGGGUGCAUGAUAUUCAAACCUCCUGACGUAGGGGCAUAGGAUUGAUGGUAAGGACGGGCUGUACUGUAUGUAUGUAUGUAUGUAUGUAUUGAGGUUUAACGUCGUACACGUGAAGUUUGUCAGGCAUGACUAGUUACGGUACUUAAAUGUAUUCAGUUGAGAAUUGAUGCCUGACAACAUCCUUCUUAGACUUCUUAUUUGAAGGAACACUGACAAGAAAAGCACUCAUAAAUGGUCUAUAAAUGUCAUCUAUCUGUUGUAAUGUACUAGCUAAUAAUUCACAGUACAUGUAGUAAUGACCCAGGCGGGUGGUGAAUACUAAAUUUAGUCUACAGUAGUUGAUUACUAGUUGCUUGUAUUUAGUUCCAUUAUUUUGAUAUUAAAGUUCAACACCUAAUCGUGAUAUAUCAAGCCAAAUUUAAUUAUUGCUUCAUAAAGUUUGUCAUUUUAAAGUUUGAAAAUUACCCUUCUGAAGUCAUCAGAGUGGGAAAAUUGAUUUAAGGUACAUUUUGGAUCAUAAAUCUACUGAUUGUGUGGAGCUUGUGGUAUUCAGCCAAAUUCUCUCAACAUGAACAUUACAGAAAUGUUACAUAUUCUACAUGUAACACAUACUAGUAGCUUUUUAUUUUCAUUUUGGCUUUCAUUUAAAUGUUAAUGUUACAUUCCAGUCACGGCUGUCAGAUGAUGAAACAUUUUAUAUUCAGUGUUUUCGGUGUCUUAUUAAUUGGCAAUUUACCACUAGUGGUCAAGGUCAAUUUACCACUAAUGGUCAAGGUCAAAUUUAACAUGCUAAUUAUAUAUGACUCAUUUCAAUGUUUCAUUCUCUUAAAUUUAUAGAGGAAACUUUUGAAUUUAAAUGUUAAGUAUUUUCUCUCUCUUUUUUUUUUAAAUACAUUUUAUAAAGUUACAGGGAUUCCAUGACAAACACGAGGAUGAUUAAGAAGUGAUUUAUAGCACUGCUAUUUUAACACCACCAGAUCCCAUUAUGUAAAAUGUUGUGCAGCUAAUCGACUUGUGCAAUGAUGAUCAUCAAAGACUUUCUCGAACAACAUGUAAGAAAGAACAUCAUGAGCCUAUAAAAUUUCAGCCUGAAGACAUGAUUUACCUCAGUGUCUGAAAGAAGUGCUAGCUCAAACAUGCUUAAAGAUCAUCAUUCAGAAAAGAAAAAAAUAACAUGUAUUUAAUAUUUUCAUAAUACAUUUAUUCAUUGAUGUUCAUUACAUUUAUCUGAGUAUGUAAGCUUGGCAGGUAGGCGUUUACUUCACAGGACUAAACAUGGGCGCAAAUAUGGUGAGAUGUAUUUUUCAGAAGUAUGUAGCACACAGGUAUGGAAUGUCUUCAACUUUUCUUGCAUUGGGUCCAGCAAGGGAUGAUCUUAACUUUGUAUUGUCUGAAUGCCUUUUAAUACAUGACGUAGGACGGCAAAUUAGCAGGCCUCAUCUGGUUUUAUAGUCAUUGUGGAAUGGAGAUCCUCCAGUUCUCCCCGGUUAGGAAUCACACUCUAGUUGGUUUCGCUUCAGCUUUAAGUCAGAAGGUUUAUAUUAGAAAGUUCAGGGACUCUAAUUUCUUCUAGCAAAAGACAUUCUUGAGUACAAAGCUAUCUUAGACCUAAGUCAAAGUUUCACCCUGAGUUUCUGAGUCUUACUCUGAAUUUACAUCGUCAGACAAUCUUUUGACUUUGUUACAUCAGGCAUGUCAGAAACAACACUUUUAAAGUGAUUUGAAAUGAAACACCGUGCAGUGAAAUAAACAAAUACACGAUAUUAAAUGGCAUAACAAAAUAUAUUUUUUAUGCUAUGUUUGACCAUGCACAAAUUCUAUGGAUCCUAUUAUAUUGAACAAGAUGAUGUGAUGCAUCAGUCUGUUCUGUGUACUCUGUUUUAAAAAAAAAGAAAGCUCAAUAUGAUGUAGAUUUUAGGAGUGUAACUUGAUGAAUACCGACAUGAGUAGCAUGCUUAUUCCUGGAAUACAUUAAAUAAGUUUGUUUAUAAACAUGGUAUGGAUUGUUACAUAGCUGUACUAGCUGGGAUCUUGUAGUAUAAUGUGUGCAGGUCCUGGUUGGAUACGUCUACCAUUUGUGUUGAUUUACAUUAUAGAUUAAUUGUUACUAUGGUGGCUGAUCAUUAUCAUUAUUAAAACAUCGUCAGGGUGAUGAGGUAUUUUUAUGUAUUAAAAUGUCAAACUCAUUUCUGUGUGGGCGUUAGUACAAUAUGUUGAUUGCGGUUCAA